Psylliodes chrysocephalus is the source of this 1539-nucleotide messenger RNA. NCBI's taxonomy places the organism in Eukaryota, Metazoa, Arthropoda, Insecta, Coleoptera, Chrysomelidae. The record is from the annotation of a GenBank genome assembly.
AUGAAAUUGUUAUUUUUUAUUUUUGGAAUUUUUGUGAGUUUCGGUGCUGAUGUUGAAUCAUCUAAAAUUUUGGGAAUAUGUCCGGCACCUGCCCACAGUCAUUUUACUUUAUGUUUUCGUCUAAUGAAAGAACUGGCUGAUAAAGGCCAUGAAGUGAGUUUUGUCAACAGUAAUCCUCAGAAGACUCCAAUUAAAAAUUUGAAGGACAUAUCCGUGAAGGAAACAGCAGGACCUAUAUCUAAAUUAAUGGGAUCGUUCACAAAUUUUGGCAAACUUUCAUAUAUCCAACAAUUGUUAUAUAUAAAUAAUUUUGGGAAAGCGCAAACAGAAAUCAUUCUGCAGCACAAAAAUAUUCAAGAUUUAAUGAAAUCAGACGAACAUUUUGAUUUGGUAAUACUUUACCAUUGGCUUACCGACGCUUUAGCAAUAUUUGCUCAUAAAUUUAAAUGCCCUUUAGUAAUUUUGGCACCAUGGCCUUCAAGCAUAUUCGACAAUUAUAUGUCUGGAAACCCGGCUCCCAGCUCAUAUGUUACCUAUUUGUCAGCUGAUUAUGAUUCAAAUAUGAACUUUUGGCAAAGAAUAGACAAUACUUUUAACCAAAUAGUUGGAGAAUUGAUAGUGCAUUUUAAAAUGGUCCCUACACAAAAUGAGGCCCUAAAAAAAGCGUUUCCCGACGCUCCUGAAUUGAGUACCAUCUUAUAUAACACUAGCCUAAUAUUAACACCAUUCCACCCAAGCUUGGGAGAUCCUAUACCUCUGCAGCAAAAUAUUAUAGAAAUCGGAGGCUAUCACGUGACACCACCAAAACCCCUGCCAAAAGAUUUACAAGAUUUUAUGGAUAGUUCGACAGAAGGUGUAGUGAUUUUCUCGAUGGGUUCAAAUGUAAAAAGUAGUGACUUUACACCUGAGAAAAUAAAAACUAUUUUGAAUGCUUUUUCUAAGAUCAAGCAGAAAGUUUUGUGGAAAUUUGAAGUCGACCUGCCUGACAAGCCAGCGAAUGUGAAAAUUUUGUCUUGGUUGCCACAAUCUGAUCUCAUAGCUCAUCCUAAUACUGUAGCCUUCAUUUCCCAUUGUGGUCUACUUGGUACCACAGAAGCCGUUUACCAUGGAGUACCAAUACUUGGUCUUCCUGUAUUCUGGGACCAAGUGAAAAAUAUUGCUGUUGCUGUAAGCAAAGGAUAUGGUUUAAAAGUCGAUUUUUAUGAUUUAGAUGAACAAUCUUUUAGCAGCGCAUUACAAGAAAUAGUGAAUAAUCCCAAAUAUCGAAAUACUGCUAAGGAACGUUCUAGAAUUAUGCAUGAUGACCCAGUAAAGCAAUUAGACAAAGCGGUGUUUUGGAUUGAAUAUGUAAUUCGCCACAAAGGAGCAGCACAUUUAAGAUCACCAGCAUUGAAUCUCCGUUGGUACCAAUUGUACCUUUUAGAUAUAAUUAGUUUUGUUGUUGUUUUAGUUAGUAUAUUUAUAACUUGUUUAUAUUUGUUAUGCAAAUGUGUUUGUAGAAAAAACAAUUCUGUUAAAAGCGAUAAGAAAAACAAAUAA